Paramecium sonneborni is the source of this 2306-nucleotide messenger RNA. Lineage: Eukaryota; Ciliophora; Oligohymenophorea; Peniculida; Parameciidae. The record is from the annotation of a GenBank genome assembly.
AUGAAUAAUCAAAAAGCAGCAUUUUAUAGCCUAUAUAUUCUAUAAAUUGUUUAUGCAAUAAUAGAAUGUAUAAGAGCUUCUUUAUCUAGCUUUAUAUUGCUCAUAAUAUGUAUAAGUAUUAGCUUGUUAUAAAUUAUGCAAUUGGUAAAAAAUGAAAACUUAAAUAUCUAUGGAUAAUUAGCAAUAAAUGUUAUGAGUGUAAUUGCAUAAUAAAAUAAUCAAUUUUUGUUGCUCCAAACAUUUGUGGGAUUUGCUCUUUUUUUGUAAAUUGAUGAGAAGAGAUAGGAUGCUCAUAUACUCACUUAUUUAAGUAGUAAUAGGAAAUUAUUUUAGUCUAAGUAUCCAUAAUAAGUUUCUAUUCAUUAAAAAAUGAAGUGUAAUCAUAUUUUAUGAGUAUUUUUACAAUUAUUUUUGUUACAUACUUUUAUUGGGUUAUAAAGUCUUCAAAAUAGCCAAGAUUGGAAAAACAAACUAGUAGAGAACUUUAGGAUUAAAAAAAUUUAAUUGAACAUAUUAUACCAAUAGGAGGUGAAUUAAUUUAGUUAUGCAAAAACACAAUUCUAAUUGACAUUUAAAAUUUAGAAAUUAAAUCUAUGGAAGACACAUUAAAAGAUUUAUUAUUGAAUGAUGAUAUAACAGAAUUUAACCUUUUAGAUUCAAUUAAAAUUAUGAAAGUUGAUAAAUAAACACAACGCAAUUUAAAUUAAAAGAUUAAAUCAAUCACCUUACGUUAAUUAAUAGACAAAUGUUUAAUUCUUGAAAAAACUGAUGAUAUUUUGAUUAUAAAAACAAAUAUUAUUAAAUUGGAGUAUCAUUAAAUUAAGAUGCAGUUUUAAAAAGAUAAAAUUUAAUUACAAUUUGAAGACACAAAGGAAUUUGCAAAAUUUAUAAAAAAAAAUUCAUGUUUUGCUUUGAUGAAUAAACUAUUUUAAUCAUUUAGUCAUGAAUUUGGAACUUUAUUGAAUUAAAUUGCUCUGAUUUCAUAAAAUGGUUAUACCUAAUUUCCUAAUUUAAAAGAACAAUUUGAUUUUAUUUACAAUUGUUGUGUUAUAAUGAAUAAUAUGGUGAAAGAUUUAAAAGAUUUUCAUUAACUAAGAAGUAAGACAUUUUAAUUAGAAAUUGUUGAGGUUAAAACAGAAGGUUUAUUUAAUGAAUUACAUCAUUUAUUUAAUUAAUAAGCACUUGCUAAACAAAUAUCUUUAUUUAUGGUUAAUAAAGUUAAUAUAAAUUUUAAACAAGAUGAACAAAGGAUAAAGUAGAUUUUAUAAAAUUUAAUAUAAAAUGCUAUUAAAUAUACAAAUUCAAAUGGUUCAAUAUAUGUUACAGCUGAAAAGUAUGAUGAAAAAAGAAUUAAAUUUUCAGUUAUUGAUUCAGGUAUAGGUAUUAAUGAAAAUGUGUCAUAAAAUAUAAAAUAAAUGCUUAGCAAUGAUUUAAUAUUAACUUUUAAGAUCUCAGAAGGAACUGCAGGAUUAGGUUUAGGAUUAUUAAACUCUAAUUAUUUAAUUAAACAACUAUCAUCAUUUAAAUAGGCUCAUAAAGAAUACUUGUAAUUUUCAUCGAAAUAAGGAGAAGGAACUAUUUUUUGGUUUUUAGUAUGGAAAUAUAGCUUGUUAGAGUCACCAUCUAGUUAAUUUGAAAAUAAAUCAAUAUAAUAAUUAGAAAAAAAAGUAUUUCUUUACUAAAAAACCAAUAAUUUUCCUCCUCCUCCAAGUUUAUCAAAUUCAAAAAGUUGUCCAUCAUAAUUUAAAAGACGAAGUCACAAAAAAAGUUCAUAUACCAAAUCAUCAUCAAAAUAGGUGUUUUUUCCUACAGAUUCUUAGAAUGAUGAUGCAAUUGUAAUUGAAGAAGAAAGUCAUUCAAUAGAAGAAGAUCCAAAACCAAAUCAUCUCCCAGAUGGUCGUAAAAAGUUUCCAUCCUUAAAUUUCCCUGAAUGUUAAUGUUGUAAAUUACUUCUAGUAGAUGAUGAACUAGCAAAUUUGAAACCAUUAUAAAUAAUGAUUAAGAUGCUUGGAUAUGAUAGUGAUUUAGCAAAUAGUGGAUUUUAAGCAAUUAAUCUUGUUUAAAUGAGAAAUUCUUAACAUUGUUAAUAUAGAUUAAUUUUAAUGGAUAUUAAUAUGCCCUAAAUGGGGGGAUUAGAAACUACUAAAAGAAUUAAACUUUAGAAUCCAGAAAUUACAAUUGUUGCAUGUUCUGCCUUUACUGAUAUGUAGACUAAAUAUGAAGCUUAAUCUGUUGGGAUGGAAGAUUAUUUAGAAAAACCAAUCAAUAAAGAAAAUUUAAUAUAAAUUCUAGAAACUUAUUUGUGA